Messenger RNA from Aspergillus alliaceus, 1396 nucleotides. RefSeq names its product kinesin family protein. Gene Ontology annotation, molecular function: microtubule binding; ATP hydrolysis activity; microtubule motor activity. The transcript has a single exon. Gene Ontology annotation, cellular component: kinesin complex; microtubule. Bases 6 to 1376 code for a protein of 456 amino acids. NCBI's taxonomy places the organism in Eukaryota, Fungi, Ascomycota, Eurotiomycetes, Eurotiales, Aspergillaceae. Gene Ontology annotation, biological process: microtubule-based movement. The record is from RefSeq and is a predicted model, not a curated record.
CUAUCAUGCAUCAAUUCAAAGUGUACCCCCGCUGGCGGCCGCUCUCCCCCGGCGAGGCAACAACACCAGAGAUCCAGCGCACCCAUAAUCAACACGACAGUGGCCGAGUGUCUACAUCACUCACUCCUGCUUCACGGUCUUUGACUGAGCGACCGUGGAAAAGCGUGGCCGCAUUCACCCGGGUGUUCGAAGCAAACGACAACAACAAAGUAGUUUUCGAAGCGGCAGUCGCACCAACUCUUCCACACGUCCUGGACGGACGAUCAUGCAAUUUCUUUGCCUACGGCCACUCGGGGAGUGGGAAAUCACAUACAAUUAUCGGAUACGACUUUGAGAAUUCCGAUGAAUUUGGUCUUUGCUUAGCUGCCGCUCGGCAUCUCAGCGAUGCACUCACUGAUCUCAACCGUGACAUCAGCAACCCUGCCGAAGAACUCGGCAUUGGAAUUCGCGUGUUUGAAUUGCGCAAGAAUGUAGCAUUCGAUCUGCUCAAUAAGCGCUGCCAAUGCUACGUCCGGGAAGGGUCUGAUGGGAAAACUCAUAUCCGCGGCGAAACAGAAGUCCUCGAAAAGGGCAAGGUCCGAGUCCGUCCAAUUGUCACGAAGCCCUGUUGGAGCUUUGAUGAGUUACGUCAGGAGCUCCUGGCGGGGCUGAAGCUGAGAGCGACCGGAACGUCAACGAUCCAUGACCAGAGCUCACGGACACAUGCCGUUUUGGAACUGGAGAUUGUAACGAGAGCACUUCUGGAGGCUCGCGAUGCAGUCAUCGACCGGCAAUCCGAACUAGUCCCGGUAGGAAAGCGCGCGACGGAUAUCUACAUUGAAGAGAAUUCAAAGGGGUUCAUUCAAACCCCGGAGGGCAAAUAUGUCCCAAACCCAGACUACCAGAUUGACCAGGCCCGAAUUGAUGCCGCCGAGGCCAAGAAAGCCGAAUUCGAGUCCUAUGUGCAGCAAGCUGAGGAUAGGGUCCGACAUGUGUUUGAAUCAUGCGGUCGUGCAUGCCUUGGUGGGAAGUUAGUGUUUGUCGACCUGGCUGGAUCAGAAUACUAUCAUGAUAAAACGACUUCGGCUGUGCCUCGACCAAAACAGACACCUCAGGAGCAACAAGAAGGCAGGCAGAUCAACACUGACCUUCUCGCAUUGAAAGAGGUCGUCCGAGCACGAGCUCUCAAACAAGCACGUAUUCCCUUUAGAUCUUCCCCCUUGACUAUGGUUCUGCGCGACCAUUUCCUGGGCUCGAACUCGAGCGAUAGUUAUUCUGCCAUGAUCCUCACGGUCUCGCCAUCCUCGGAUCAAUUUGCCGCCACUAUGAAUACACUGAAGUACGGAAAUCUCGUGGGGGUAGCCAGCGGAGAGAAUAAGAGGACCGUGCGAAAAUAAUAGAAAGGCAAAGGCCAAAC